GUAUUUAUUUAUGAAAUCAGUGUAGAAUUCAACAAUUUUGAUGAUUUCGAAUAGGCACCAAAUUUAAAAAAUUGCAAGACCGGUCCUCUAUUCAGACAGAUUCAGAAAUUAACGCGUUUGAUAUGUGCUAGUGCUAGGCUAGCUAGGUUACUGCUCUUUCCUCAAUCAAUCUCAAUCUUCAUUCUUCAGUCUUAAGCCACCACCCUCCUCCGCCACCCAUGGCCGCCUGAGAUCCACCACCACUACGCUAAUCUCGCCGAUCAACGCCUCCUUCCGAUCAGGUUAAUUGAAAGGGGGUUCGAGUUAAAGAGGCAUAGUUGUUUGUUUAUUCAUCUAUGUUCGGAGGUGCUGCGGUUCCUGCUAAUAGUCCGCAUUUACGCAAAUCUGGGAGCAGAACUGUUGUCUAUGAUCAUGAUGAAUAUGAGGUGGAAAAUGGCGUCGAGGAAGGUCUGUUGUAUCCCUUAGAGGCUAAUGAUUCAAGGGGUGGCACGACACCAAUGAGUGCUUCUGCAAUAAUGCCGUCGCCUGUUUUGUUGUGGAGAUUGAAGGUACUAUUUUUCCUUAUUUGGGGCUUCAUAUGUUGCAAGAUUGGAUGGGAUUCUGUCAUGAGAAUGAGUGCAGACAAACGGGAAUUAUUUCUAUAUGAAGCAUUUUUGUAUUUUAAUCCUCUUCUUCUUUCGGCUUUGAUGGUUUGGCUUUGGGGAAUCAACUUAUGGGUUUUUGCCCAGGGAGGAGUCAAUUAUGCAAAAAUAUUUGAUCUUGAUCUAAAUCAUCUGUCUCACCGGGAAAUAUGGAAGUGUGCCACAUGGAUGACAAUUAUUGUUCCAACCAGUAUGACAGCAUAUAUUUAUCUUUAUUCUCGUGGAGAAGUCUCAUAUGCUGCAUCACAACCAGUGCUCUUGUAUGCUGCUAUUGUAGUAGUUUUGAUAUUCCCUUUCGAUAUCUUUUAUUUUUCAUCUAGAUAUUACUUCUUAAGGACACUCUGGCGAAUUCUUUUCCCAUUACAGGCAAUAUCAUUCUCUGAUUUUUUCUUGGCUGAUAUUUUGACUUCCAUGGUAAAGGUCUUUUCUGAUUUGGAGCGUUCAGUAUGUAGAAUGGUCCACCGACAGGUUGCCACAAUUGCUUGGUUGGAAGCUGAUUCUGUUUGCGGCAGUCACUCUGUUGCAAUCCCUUUGGUUCUUGUUUUGCCCUACCUUUUCCGCCUUAAUCAAUGUCUCCGACAGUAUAAAGAUACUGGCGAGAAAAGUUGUCUUCUGAAUGCUUUAAAAUAUUCAACAGCAGUGCCAGUGAUUUUUCUUUCUGCCCUUAAAUAUCACGUCUUCCCUGAUAAGUGGACAAACUUCUAUAGGCCUCUCUGGCUUCUGUCAAGUGUUGUGAACUCAUCAUACUCUUUCUACUGGGAUGUGACUCGAGAUUGGGACCUUGGUGGCUUCACUCGAAUAUUCAAGUUCAGCAAGCCGCAUGUGUUCUCACAUAUGUUACACGGGAGGAGAUGGGUUUACUUUUGGGUGAUUGGAAGCAAUCUGAUUUUGCGGUGCACAUGGACAUACAAGCUAUCUGCCCAUCUUCGCCAUAACUACCUCACAGUGUUCACUAUUGCUGCUUUGGAGAUUUUCCGCCGCUUCCAGUGGAUCUUUUUCCGUGUAGAAAAUGAGUGGAUCAAGAUGAAUUCCAAAUCACACAUUCAGCUCUCUCCCGGUGACGUUUCAAGUGACGAAGAGAAGUUACUUCAUUCCAUUAACUAAAUGUAUAGGCUAGAGACAGUAUGAUGCUUUGGCACUUGGCAGUAUCAUACAAGGUAUAUUUCAAAAAUUUUGACAAAGGGGAGCUCCAUUCCAUUUUGUCAUUCCAUUGGCUUCCCCUGAUCCCCUCGCAUAUAAAAAUGUCAUUCUUUAUUAACAAAAGAGUUGUUUAUUCCAUUAUUACAGUGCUCUUCAGUGCUAUCUUCUAUUCUGUAACAAUUUUAUUUUGUAUCCUUAGCAAGCCUUCGUGCUCAUAACAUUGUUUCUGAAUCAACCAGUUGUACCUACAGUAUCCCAGUGUUCAUGAGGAAAAAAAUUCUGAUAUUAAACGGCAACAUGCCUUAUAUAUAGUAGUAUUUCUAGUUUCUCUUGAUUGAA
This is a messenger RNA of Lotus japonicus, 2120 nucleotides long. RefSeq lists its product as uncharacterized. NCBI's taxonomy places the organism in Eukaryota, Viridiplantae, Streptophyta, Magnoliopsida, Fabales, Fabaceae. Bases 336 to 1745 code for a protein of 469 amino acids. The record is from RefSeq and is a predicted model, not a curated record. The transcript has 14 exons. Gene Ontology annotation, cellular component: cytoplasm; membrane.